Messenger RNA from Pestalotiopsis fici W106-1, 1581 nucleotides. RefSeq lists its product as uncharacterized. The record is from RefSeq and is a predicted model, not a curated record. Lineage: Eukaryota; Fungi; Ascomycota; Sordariomycetes; Amphisphaeriales; Sporocadaceae. Bases 1 to 1581 code for a protein of 526 amino acids. The transcript is spliced from 2 exons.
AUGAGUUUGGAGACCUGCCCCGGAAAUAUUACAGUUUCCAGUCUUGAGGAUAUCCAGGAAGGACCGUUCAGACGAUGUGACGGGCCGAUAGACAACCUCCUAAUCACAAGCUCGACUGAUAAGCAGCUCAACUUUACGUCGCGGCCUUUGGCGGUUCCUAUCUCGAAUAUUCUUGUCCAAGAUAAUCCAGCGUUGGAGAAGAUACAGCUUCCAUUUCAAAUUGUCGACUUAUCGGAUCGUGAACUUGGAAGAGUCGAAAUCACGGGAAGCCCAGCCCUGAAAGAUAUUGAUUGCUCACACUUAUCUCAGUACAGCCAAAAGAAUUUCAGUAUAUCUGACAUCUCUGAUGGGACUAUCGACUUCGAUCGUGACGCCAGUGCCAGCGAGAUUUACUUAAGAAACAACGUUAUCAGCAUCAAAAAUCUCCCGGAGUUGAGCCUCUUGAAGUCGGUAGGCACAGUUUUCACCCUGUGGAAUGUGUCUGAAAUACAUACCAUGGAGGUUCAGCAAGCUCAUCCCACAUACUGGUUUUGGAGAGAUCUUCAAAGUAUUGACACAAUCAUAUGGACAAAUAUAUCUACCGGCUUCACUGGCGGAAGCCAGUACGAGAUACGGAACGACAUGAUCGUGGGACCUUCCAUCCUCGACAAGCCUCCACCGAUUGAGUGGGUAAAUGGCAACAUGGUCACUUCCAUGAUGUUCGAAAACGUGGUUUCAAUUGGCAGAAAUCUGAAUAUAACAGAAAACAUGUUUAUUACCAUUGACGUUCCCAACCUCGAGAAAGUUUCCGGCGGCCUGAAUAUAGAGGGUAAUGUCAAUUGCACUCUGAAUUUCAAUACAAUCACUCGGAUUGGAUCUCUAUAUGCUGUCAACAAUCCAUUCACUACAUUGCCCGGAUGGUUUCCAGAGCUAGAAGAAGCCGACGAUAUUUACUUGAAUGGGUAUAUUGACCCUUCGCGCGCAUCCAACAUAUUUCCCAGUUUGAAAAUUGUGCACAACAGCAUUCGACUCGAGCCUUGGAACUCGGACUUUAAUUGCACACAUUUCCUUGCCCAAGCCAACAAUCUUGGCUUUGGAGGCACACCAUAUUGCAACAGUACAACAGACGACUCGAGUAUCACACCCGAGAGCAUACCGACGUCGGGAAGUGCGACCUCUAACGCCCCGCCCUCACAGACGUCAUCGUCAAACUCGCCACCGCCGUCAAGCUCAUCGCCAAUCAGCCCUGCGAGUAUACUCUCGCCAGGGGCUUGGGGUGGCAUCGGUGCCGGCAUCGCCGUGGUGCUCAUUGGCGGCGGCGGCCUGGCCUACCUGCUCUUGCGCCUCGCCAGUUACAAGAAGAAGCUGCGGCAGCAGCAGCAAGGGCAUGCAGGACAAGAAGGGCAGGAUGUCAAUGGAUGCCCCGUGGAUGGGCCAGAGCAGAAGGAGACUGCUGCGAGGGGAGUGAUACGAUAUGAAGCAGACGGUGCGCAGAUCCUGGAGUCUGCGAAUAGACAAGUAGCUCCUCAACCUAGAGAACCGGGAAACACUGCUGUACCGGCAGAGAUGGGGGCGCCGAGGCUGUUGGUAGAGCUGCCUUAG